Messenger RNA from Amoebophrya sp. A25, 9210 nucleotides. The record is from the annotation of a GenBank genome assembly. NCBI's taxonomy places the organism in Eukaryota, Dinophyceae, Syndiniales, Amoebophryaceae.
CUACUAUCUGUCCGUGUUGUCCAUCUUGAUUCUUAUGAUCUCGGAGUAGAUGAUUGUUUUUGUUCCGUUUGUUGAAUGUGCCGAGGAAGGGUUGUCGGUUCGUUGUGGAGAACGAGGCCGAAUGUGUCGAGGAAGGGUUUUCGGUAUCGGUUCGUUGUGGAGAACGAGAUAAACAUUUUCGGAUUGAGUUUUCGUCAAGGUCUGUCUGUCAUUUCGUUGUCCUUCGGUCAUGGUUGAGAUCUUUCUAGUAGAGUAUAAUGGAACCUCACAUUUGCGCAAAUGAAUUUCUGGUCCGUUUUCAGUUCAUCUGGCUCCCACGAUUUCCUCACACACAACGUCAUCACCCGUUUUUGUACUUCGACUAGAUUUUAACUGAACACUGUCUUAGACUUUGUUCAGCUUCAGCAGUUGGAAUACGUAACUAAACGCACCAGUAGAGUCAUCAUCGUCAUCGCCUUCUUCUCCUAGAGUAGUGGCGCAACAACUAGAGAUGGACAUCGACAUCAAUUUGAACAUCUUACUUCUUCUGAAAGACAAGGCCAUCAAAUACUUGCAGGCGUACUGCUUCAUCUGAAACAAUUUCUCAAAAAAUAGUUGUAGUUGUACUGAGGGAAGUCGUAGGUCCAAUCCGAACCGACUAACGUCGUCAUUUGUAGUUGUGCACGGUCGCAAGUAGCACAAAACAAGAAAGAUGGAACACUCGUUGAGUCCUUCCGCGGCCAUCAACAAGGCCAAUAAAAGGAAGCCCUACUUAAGGCUAGUUUUUCACUAUGAUCCUGAGAGGAGUAUGCAUAUGCGGAGUGGAGUCGGUCCUCGUCUCACUUGAUGUUGAUUUUUUAAAGGGGAAACAAACCGUAUGUGGUUGUGGAGUUUUGUGCUGAGCGGAGUCCUCUACUGCUUCCCUAUGGAUCAUAGAGACCAAGCCUUGGCAAGGGGAACAAAAAGAAAAAGGGAAACUCAAGGGGAACAAAACUAGAUUUAAAGGGGAAACCAAGUAGGAAGGUGAUAUGUGUUAGUACUCAAUCCACCAGGGAUAGUGUUAGUGAAAAACUAGCGCUAAAGUAAGUCGCUACUUCCCCCAGUAAGAACUCCGACCUCGCAAAGUUCGAAGAAGAUCCAGAGAAGGAGCCUCUGGUACAAGGACCCGAGAACCACAGCAAUGCGAUCCUGUACUCUUACUAUUUCGUGUUUGUGUAGUUGAAAGUUCACGUUGUUAGUACCUCAAGUAGAUCAUAUUGUUUUUAUAUUUCGUGAUGGGAGAAGAAUGAUUUUGGUCGAUGAAAAUAGAGUCGUACCAAGAAAGGCUGUAGUUGCUUGGCCUGAUAUAAUUGUUGAACUCUUCUAUUUCCUGUCUUGAUGAAGAAAAAGUCUUGAAGAUUGGCAUUAAAAUCUUUUUCAACAACAACCUCUGAGGUUGAGCCUCAUGAUAUAUCAAUCUUUUUCAACAACAACCUCUGAGGUUGAGCCUCAUUCUGGUGAUCGUGAUACGAUGAGACCGUGAAAAAAGUGUUAGUGUCUUCAUACAUACAGGACAUGUUGAAAAUAAAAGUGCUGAAAGCAGACAUUGCGCAAUAAGUUUGCACUUACUCUACCCUACUCCCCCUGCAAAACUUUCACCCGACACACUACCUCGUACUAGUCAAAUGAAUGAAUGCAGAAAUGAACGUCAUGCUCUCACUAACCCAGGUUUUUUGGUGAGGAAGGAGAAGGAGGGGACAUGGGAGCCCCAUUGCAAAUGGAUGUCUCCAUUAUGCAUAUGCACGACUAUAAACCAUACACAUGACAUAACGUUUUCUUUUUCUUAGUACUUCUCCUCGAUUGGUAGAAGAAGUAGCUCUAAGGCCGAAGAGGUUAGUUACAUUUAAUGGGUAGAAGCUCUGUUGCCUAUCAUUCUACUGACAAGGAACUAAGUUUUGGCUAUCAUGAUUCUGCUGACAAGGCUAUCUGUGGAUAUCCGUCUCUCCUUCUCAUAAUGAUAAUGCUGAGAAGGCUGAACCAUUCUACUGACGGGGCUAAAGCUACAAACAUAGACAUACUUGGCCUAAACCUGCUUCUUGCAGUCAAUCUACCUCGCUUUCGUCGAGGAGGGCUCCACUAUGAUCAUACAUAUCAAAGCAGUCCUUUCUUGUAGCCUACUCGCAUAUAUUAUAAGUAUCUUCAUAUACAUUUCUCCAGAUGAUAAUGAUCCUUGUACCCCACUCGCGUAGGUGGUUCUACUCGAACCCGAAUCGUCCCAGCCGAUGCGGCCUGGCCGUGGUGCAGCGGACCCUCAACCUUCACCUUAACCUUAUCCAACUCGCGUAGCCGUUUUUGCUCAAGGGACCAUACGAAAGCAUUCAACUAGUCUAACUACUAAGUAAAGCUGCUCUAACGAAAAACCCGAGUCGAGUGGGUGGCAUGUCAUUGUUGCUCUCGGGAACAUUGCUAUGUUUAAGGCUGGAAUAAAGAAAAAUCCUAUACCAACACGAGUGGUCUCGAUGAAGUUGUUCUCAGCUCCUUUAAUAACUCCUUCGUCCUGCUCGUCUUAUUGCUACCUCCUCUAAAAUGGACGUGAUGUUGCCGAUAAAAAUCUGUGUCGAGAUGACCCUACACCUCCAAAUAGCAGCGGCUCAUGCUGUUUUUACUACGCCGGAAGCUGCCAACAGUCUGAACAUGAUGAGGGCCGCGCAACGGGGAUUACGGCCCACACUACAUAUUUACAAGUAAACUACGUAACUUACAAGUCCCUUCAUGUAAUAUUCGAAAUCUUGAAAUAUGCGAGUAGCUACCUGAAGUAACCGAGUAUCUUAGAUAGGGAAUUAUCCGCUGGGAUACUCGGUUGCUUCAGCUUUUUUAUCCACAAAUUAGUGUACUACAGUGAAAAGUAGACAAAUUUGUCGGGCUGCGACAUAAGACGCAACAAGUUGCACCACAUCGCGCUAGGCACAUUCACUCACUCACUCACUCACUCACUCACUCACUCACUCACUCCCUCUUCUAUGUCUGUGCAAUGGUUUUUAUUGUUGACUAUCUAACUAAGGAGGUUGGCAACCACCUUGUAAUAAAAAGCUAAAUUCUCUUCUAGCUCUCUCUUUUAUGUACCAAUCUGAUGUGAGCGUUCUGUUGCAACCUUUCUUCCUCGCACUUGUUAAUCAGAAUAUUUGAAGACAAAUACAACAUCUGACAGGCCGCUUGAUGACAGUACGCCUACGCUAGUUGUGAUUCAUCUAAAUAAGAUGGAAUCUCUGAUGUCUUUGCUAGCUCGUUGUAAUAUUAUAGCGUAGUUUGUUGAAGAAUAAAAGUAGAGUAUGAUCUACUUUAAUCCAAUUCAUACAUAUACGACCCAUGCACACACUUUUCCAAAGCAAGAAGAAGUUUUUGAUUUGACAGAUCGGAUCUCUGCUUCUACUCACGUAGGAGCGAGACGAAAAAUAUACAAUUUAGUAUGUUCUUGAUGUUGGGUUUAAAUCUAAUUCAUCAACACGGACACCCGAAUAUGCGUGGAACCCCGAUGCUGCAGGCGAACUUCUUAAGGCGAAAGUACUAUCAUGAAAAAUUAUAAAAGGGACCGCACACGGCCCUUCACAGACGGUGAUCGAUCGAGUAUAGCUUAGAAACUAGGACUUAGCGUAGCGCCACCAGGUCUAGGGCGUAGCUUUGUUUUUGGCCCUUCAGCAGCCACGCAUGUCUGCCAGUUUUCCUGGUAGGCCCACACCUAACCUAACCCAAGUAAGUACUCAUCAAGAUUCUUCAUCAUUCUCCUAAUUCUCCUUAAAAAGUAGGGUGAUAUAAUAGUAAUAGAUAAUCAUAAUUUCCUUAAGUAACUAAGAUGCUAUACACUUCUAAGAACACCUGAUGAUCAGCUCGGUGCAGCGCAAGCUAUGAAUCUUGGCGACCUUGCACGAGAAAAGCAAGGCGCGUUUUUAGAAAAAAUGCGAAAGCAGCAUGCAGCAGCAUUCGGUGCUGGACAAGUUGUUCCUGGUGGAAAUCUGUUGGAUAAGAUUAAGGCAUCCACCAGCAUAGAAAGACUUUGGUUGUUUGGUGGUGAAUACCUUCAUGGUUACAGAGCAGUCCGUGUGGCUGAUGAUACUACAUCAAAGUCAUUCAUUUUCACAUUCUCAGUCUCACAUUGAUUACCUAACACAUACGGAGUCAUCAAAGUCAUUCUCACACUGAUUACCUAACAUAUACGGAGUCAAAGUCAAAGUCAUGACCCAACACAGUUAGACAGAUGUGUUUCCUGGCUAACGUGAAAAACUUCUGGCACUAGUAGUUAUUCUUUUUUAGUAUUAUCUCACGUCACCUCGCCAAUCAUGGCAGAAGUCAAGAUGGCCACUAGAGAUGCAUGAUGGUGAAUUGUUUUUUCUGGUCGACUGAGACGAGCAACACCUCUCUGGCCAGUCAUAUCAAUCCGACAGUCAGUCAAUUUGUGGUAAGUAGAAAGAUUCUGCUUCUCGGAAGACUCUGCUUCUAGAAAGACUCUGCUUCCUUCAAUGAUUCUGUUGAGAUUAUCAACAAAAGCGUUAUCGUAUUCCUACAAGUAUGAUAUGUAGUCUGCUCUCCCUCUGUAGCAUAUUGAUACAUGCCCAGAAAGCGGGCCCAUCAAGGGCCCGCUGCGCUGGGCAUAGGUAAGCGCUUAGCAAGUAGACAGAUACAAGACAAACGAAGCAAGCCGUUGGACCAUCAAGCUAGAGACGCGCGGCUGGCUUAGAAUGCACCGGCAUGGACGCCGGCCAUUGCUAAGCCAGCUGGCUAGCUAUCGCUAAGAAAACCAGCUGGAGUGGCUAGGCUGCUAGGUAGCGCGCUGGUCGUGACUAGGCUAACAGGCUAGGCAUGCCGGGCUAAGGUGCUAGCAGGGUGGCCAUGGCUAGGCUACCUAGCAAGCUGGCAGCGGCUGAGCUAGCGUCAAUUCGGCACGCCUGCAGGCUAAUAUAGCUAACCCAGCAAACUUGCAAUGGCUAUGCAGCUAGCGCGCUGGCUAUUUGGCUAAACAGCUAGAAAGCUAGACAAGGCUAAGCAGCUAGCAAGCUAGCUAUGGCCAAACAGCAAGCGCGCCCGCUAUGGUUCUUAAGCAGCCAGGAGCAAGCUAGCCAAAGCCAUGGCCAAACAGCUAGCGAGCUGGCUAGGGCCAAGCAGCUAGCAGGCUAGCCAUGGCUAAGCAGCUAGCAAGUGGGGCAUCUUCUUGCGAUGCUAGCAAGCUAGCUAUGGCUAAGCAGCGAGCUAGCUAGCCAUGGCUAAGCUAGCAAGUGGAGCUGGGAGCCCUUAAUAGGUGGCCCUUCAGGAAGGGCCUAAUAUUAGCCCAAUUUUAUUACAGGGGCUUCUUAAGUAAGGAGCUCCCUUGCGGGUCAUUUUUUGCCCUUAAGGGAGCCCUAUAGUAGAUUUCUCUAGUAGAAAUUCUUUAACUCCCUUAAGGAGGCCCCCUUAAGGAGAAAUCUUGGUCUUAGAAUAAUUUCUAACACUAUAAAUAUAAUACUAAUACUGUACCUAAGGUGAGACCUCUGGGGCUGACAGGACCACGACAGCGCCGGCGCUUAGUUAGUAGUAGAUAAGUUCUUGCCUGACUUUUCUUUUUCCGGUUUUUGUUUUUUCUAGUUAGAUAUGCUCCACCAACAAUAUUGUACCUAAGCCUAACCUAAUCUCUCUAACCAAUGCGCAACGAGUUUUGUUGAGUCUUCUUCGGCUCAAGACCCUCAAGCUGUAUUCGACCAGGUCGCGAGCUUGGCAUCGGACUCAUCAUAUGGCGUAUUACAAUUAUUCUUCGCAACCUUGUUAAAAAAGAUAAACAUGAAGAUGUUGACUUUAGGAAAGCUACGCUGUUAAUAUGUUAAUUUGUUUAAGUUGUACUUUGUUCACGAGCUUCCUAUCCUAUCUUCCUAUUCUAUCCUAUCCUAUCCUAAUCAACAAGCAACAAUCAACAACUCCUCUAGUGGUCGAUCAUGUUUUUGAUGGUGGUUUCGAUCGUGCUUUGCCAAAUUAUCGCAUGUUGCGGGUGCUGUGGCCCGAUGAGACCGAUGGGAGGCUCCGGCUCGAACUUUAUGGUCGGAGGGGGAACACGAACAACUUCUUGAUCUUGUCGUAGUAGGACACCAACUUCUCGUAUUGUUUCACUGGUUAUAACUCGUAGAGACGUGUUGGUGGUAUAAAUGAUCAAUGAUAGGCGAUCAUUGAUAAUAUAGUACUAGAAGGCACGAAGUACAACUUUUUUUCGGGUGCGUACUGGGUUUCAGUUCUUGCCAGUAUCUAUUGUUAUCUUCGGAUGAGAGAUCUGGUUCUUCUUCGCAGCAACGUCAUGUGUAUGCGUUAGUGUUUGUUAGAGAAAAAAAGGAAGAAAAAAUAUUUUUUUCCUCCAAAGAGUAAAAGUUCCCCUAUGUCAGAAGAUUAGAUGCAUCUUCAAUUAGAUUACAUAGGGUUACUUAGUAGGAGGACAUCACGCACGACCACCACCACGGGCAGCACAACCUGGACAAUUAGUCACCUUUUAAAUAUAUGUUCCAGGGCGCGGGGCGACGCCCCCCCCUAGCGGGGGGGGGCGGGCGCCCUGGGCCCCUUUUUGAGGCGUCUGCCGGGGGAGGAAGGCCUCAAAAGGGGGCCAAGGGGCCACCCCUGGCCCCUUCCCGGAGCUUUGGGUCCCAUGGAGGCCUGGGAAGUAGGUGGAAGGCCUCAAGGGGGUGCCAAGGGGCUGCCUUCUUCUCGUUUGCAUGUACCCUACAGUUUUGAGGGGUUAGAUGGUGUAAGUGCGCGGUUGGUCUUCAGGCUCCUUCCUCUGCUCCCUUCCAGCUGCCUGGCUGUUCCCUAGGGGGCUCCGAUGGUGGUGGAACGCUUCAAAAAGGGCCCAAGGGGCUGCCUGCGCCCCCGGCCAGGUGCCUGCCUGUGCCCUCGGUGCAUCCGUUAGGCUUCGCCGCCGCAGCAGUGCACCGGCAACGGAAGGCCUCUGAAGGCGGCAAAAUCCGAGGGGCUGGACCCCCUGAGCCGUACCGCCUGCACCCUCCGGGCCCUUGGUCAUGGGCUUGCCUGCUCUUGCGACCGUGGCCCUUAAGAACACGCUGAGAGGCCCUAGGGGAGGCCCGCGCCAAGUUUUGACGCCUUCCACCACUAGAAUCCGCGAAAAAUCCGCGCGGAAAAGCGCACGGGCGCGCCACCGCAGACCAGACCACAGGGGGGGGAGGGGGGGCCGUUCGGCCCUGAGUCGUAUACAUUUUAGUAAACAUUCAAGACCUUACUUUACCAGUGAACAUUCAUGAACCUAGGGAGCAACUACAUGCUUCUUGAACUAGUAGAGAUUAGUGCAGAUCUGACAUGGUGAGCUAGAGAUUAGUCAGCACCACAGGCACCUUCACAGCUUCUUUUUGAAGAUGAAGUGUUUGAUUUGCACUUCUUCAAGAAAUUGUCUCUUACAACUUUCUUGAACUACAGAACUACAAGUCUUCAACUACUUCUCUCUUCUUCUUGGAGAAAUCUCUUGCUCUUACAACUUCUUCUAAGAAAACUGGACUUGUGUGGACCGCGGUGGCUGUGAAUCUCGUGAUCGUCAUUCUGGAAUGCGUCCGACCAUCGGUGCUGGAAGUCGGGUUUCGCACCAUGACGUACUUCUUUAUUUUCCUUCAAUUAUCAUUCUUAUCAAUACUCGUUAGUUAGCUAUUCUUGCUGUAAGAGUUUCAAGUUGGAGGUGGUCCUUCUUCUUUCCGAGCAAUUAUCCAAAUGAAUCUCAAGUCAAUCUCAAUCUUCAAUAUGAAUCCCAAAUAUAAUGGACGACCACUAAGAAGCACGCAACCUAUAAUGGACGACCACUAAGAAGCACGCAACCUAUCCUAUCCUAACCUAUCCUAACCUAUCCUAACCUAUCCUAACCUAUCCUAACCUAUCCUAACUUAUCCUAACCUAUCCUAACCUAUCCUAACCUAUCCUAACCUAUCCUAACCUAUCCUAACCUAUCCUAACCUAUCCUAUCCUAACCUAUCCUAACCUAACCUAUUCCCUAACCUAUUCCCUAACCUAUUCCCUAGCCUAUUCCCUAACCUAUUCCUUAACCUAUUCCCGAACCUAUCCUAUUCCUAACCUAUCCUAACCUUUCCUAACGCGUCCUAUCCUAACGCGUCCUAUCCUAUCGCGUCCUAUCCUGUUGCAAGAACUACAACUAACUAAAAUUACCUAUGUAGAAAAUAUACAAACACCCAAUUCCUACCCUAUCUAGUAUAGGACCACCUCUAGUGAGUGUGGGUAAAAUCAUUAUCAUCAUCAUCAUCAUCAUCAUCACCCUAACCAGGGCGCUUUGGAUACUACCGUCUUUGAUUUGCAUGACUGGAUUGAUGGGCGGAUAUUUUUCUUCGCUGAAGAAAUAGUAACUGCAGAGCGAAGGCAAUGUGGAGGCUUUGGCACGUACUGAGAAAGGUACUUAGAGAGAGAACAAUGACUGAGUACGCUAAGAGGAUAGUACCCUAAAAGGAUAGACUAGAUCUCAGUAGAGGUAGUAACCUAAGAGGAUCCUCUCAGUAGAGGUGAGGAUCACCAUGUUGAUCUCAGAGGAUCAUGAAAUGCUGACGAGGCACAGAGAAUGGCGACAUGCUGAGGCGCAAUGGAUGGUGAAAUGCUGAGGCACAGAGUAUGGUAGACUAAAUGCAUGACGAUAUGACAUGAAUGACAUGAAUACGGCUUGAAAUACGUAAGCUGCAUAGAUAUUGUCAAUUUAUUAGACGUAAACUGCAUGGAUAUUUCAAUUGCAUAACUAUACAUGUAUACCGUUGCGAAUUUGCGGGGACCAAUUAAUUAUAGUUACAGUCUGUAAUCUGCAUUACUACUCUCGACUUGGUGGACCACAAGAAAUACAUACUUUCUUAUUCAAAAUAUUGACGUUGUAUGCAAAAUAUUUAUCUCUUCUUACUUCACGACGUGUAACUAACUUAAGUACUAACAUUUCUGCGUCAUAAUAAUGAAUGAAUUUCGACGACAACAUUACGUAAGUAAAAGAAAUUGAAUAUGAACAAGAUGCGUAUAUGCAAAUGCAUCGAGACUUUCUCGAUCUAUCUAGAAUGAAUGGAAUAUACUACAUAGUAACGCGCCGGCAAACAAUGCAAAAGAUUAGAUCUGGAACCGGGAAUAUUAUUGAACAAAAGCAUAAGGUUGAGGAGUCAGACGCUGAUCAACAUCAAGAAUAAGAGCAGAAAUUUAGAACAAUAACUGGGAAAAAAUAAAACAAUACUAGGUCAUUUCCAUAAAUAUUUCUAUGGAAGAAAG